This is a messenger RNA of Myotis davidii, 1156 nucleotides long. Its product is annotated as patatin-like phospholipase domain-containing protein 3. Gene Ontology annotation, cellular component: membrane; cytoplasm; lipid droplet. Gene Ontology annotation, molecular function: triacylglycerol lipase activity. The transcript is spliced from 6 exons. The annotation marks the transcript as partial. The record is from RefSeq and is a predicted model, not a curated record. Lineage: Eukaryota; Metazoa; Chordata; Mammalia; Chiroptera; Vespertilionidae. Gene Ontology annotation, biological process: triglyceride catabolic process; lipid homeostasis.
UGCCUACUGUGUGCAAAGAGCACUUUCAGACCAGCUGCUCUUCUCACUCACAGAGAGAAGGCUCAGGGAGGCCCAGGGGAAGGGAGAGCUCACUGCUUUGCCUGUGGUUUCACUCCCUUUUAUCUUCACAGGCCUUGAUCUGUUCCUCCUUCAUCCCUUUCUUCUUUGGCUUAAUCCCUCCGACCUUCAGAGGCGUGCGGUACGUGGAUGGAGGGUUUAGUGACUUUAGACCCUGCUUUGAUGACAAGACGACCAUCACCGUGUCCCCGUUCCUUGGGGAGCAUGACAUCUGUCCUAAGGUCAAGUCCACGAACUUCAUGCAUGUGGACGUGUGCAGUCUCAGUCUCCGCUUCUGCUUGGAGAACGUCCACCUGAUCAACCAAGUCCUGUUCCCGCCGGAUGUGAAGGUGCUGGGAGAGAUAUGCCUGCGAGGGUACUUGGAUGCGGUCAGGUUCCUGGAAGAGAAAGGCAUCUGUGACAGGCCCUGUCCGAGCCCGAGUGUGCCCUCGGCAGCGCCCGAGUUCCUUCUGUUCUCCUGGGAAACUGCAAGCCCCAAGGCUUCCCCGGGGGCGUCAGGCCUGAGUGAGGCACUUAGACCCCGAGGUGGCUGCUGGAGCAGGAUCUGCAGCUUCCUACCGGUGAAGGUCAUGUCUUACGUGAUGCUGCCCUGUACGCUGCCCGUGGAGUCCGCGCUCGCCAUGGCCCAGAGGCUGGUGCUGUGGCUUCCCGACAUCCCUACCGACGUCCAGUGGCUGUUGUCCAUAACCUCCCAGGUUUGUUCUCGAGGGAUGAUGCAUCUGCUCCCCACGUCCUCGCGGGUGUAGAUGGACAAAGAGAAGCAGCUGUUGCUGUGUGUCGGUUACUCUCAUUGGGUUUUAUUGAUGUCUCGAAGCUCUGUCCUCUGAAGGGCCUAGAAGCCCCAAAAGAAAUGAGCACACCCAGCACCAAGACCUUGGUUUCUAAACACCAUUCCCCGCAAACAGGGGGAACUCUGGGGGAAUGACUGACUGUGGGGCCGAGCAGGACAAGCACAGGGGGAGCUGGAACAUCGGACGGCCGACAGCAAGUGUUGAAGGAAUGGCGGGGACUUGUUCAAAGGAUUCAGGAGCCAGCUUGGCUAACUCUGGGACAGUGUGGACACCAAAGCACAUCCUUU